Messenger RNA from Pongo pygmaeus (Bornean orangutan), 2792 nucleotides. RefSeq names its product VPS16 core subunit of CORVET and HOPS complexes (gene VPS16). Bases 76 to 2634 code for a protein of 852 amino acids. The record is from RefSeq and is a predicted model, not a curated record. NCBI's taxonomy places the organism in Eukaryota, Metazoa, Chordata, Mammalia, Primates, Hominidae. Gene Ontology annotation, molecular function: actin binding. Gene Ontology annotation, cellular component: lysosomal membrane; endosome; HOPS complex. The transcript has 24 exons. Gene Ontology annotation, biological process: vacuole fusion, non-autophagic; intracellular protein transport; endosomal transport.
AGCGGAAGUACCGGCCUGGAGCCCGCUCUAGGUGGGUGUCCCCUCGGUGCUUCCCAGCUGCCGUCUGCACCAGCCAUGGACUGCUACACGGCGAACUGGAACCCACUCGGGGACUCUGCCUUUUACCGGAAAUAUGAGCUGUACAGCAUGGACUGGGACCUGAAGGAGGAACUCAGGGAUUGCCUGGUGGCUGCUGCACCCUAUGGGGGCCCCAUUGCACUGCUGAGGAACCCCUGGCGGAAGGAGAAAGCUGCCAGUGUGAGGCCAGUGCUUGAUAUAUACUCUGCUUCCGGCAUGCCUCUGGCCAGCCUGCUGUGGAAGAGUGGACCCGUGGUGUCCCUGGGCUGGUCAGCUGAGGAGGAGCUGCUCUGUGUGCAGGAAGAUGGUGCUGUACUGGUUUAUGGGCUUCAUGGUGACUUCCGGAGACACUUCAGCAUGGGCAAUGAAGUGCUCCAGAACCGGGUUCUGGAUGCCCGGAUCUUUCACACUGAGUUUGGUUCCGGAGUGGCCAUCCUCACAGGGGCCCACCGCUUCACCCUCAGUGCCAAUGUGGGUGACCUCAAACUCCGCCGGAUGCCAGAGGUGCCAGGUCUGCAAAGUGCACCCUCCUGCUGGACUGCGCUGUGCCAGGACCGAGUGGCACACAUUCUUCUGGCUGUGGGGCCCGACCUUUACCUCUUGGACCAUGCAGCCUGCUCCGCAGUGACACCCCCUGGCCUGGCCCCAGGAGUAAGCAGCUUCCUACAGAUGGCUGUCUCCUUUACCUACCGACACCUGGCACUCUUCACAGACACAGGCUACAUCUGGAUGGGGACAGCAUCACUCAAGGAGAAGCUAUGUGAGUUCACCUGCAACAUCCGGGCACCUCCAAAGCAGAUGGUCUGGUGCAGCCGUCCUCGUAGCAAGGAGAGGGCCGUGGUGGUGGCCUGGGAAAGGCGGCUGAUGGUGGUGGGCGAUGCACCCGAGAGCAUCCAGUUUGUGCUGGAUGAGGACUCCUACCUGGUGCCUGAGCUCGAUGGGGUCCGCAUCUUCUCCCGCAGCACCCACGAGUUCCUGCAUGAGGUUCCAGCGGCCAGCGAGGAGAUCUUCAAAAUUGCCUCAAUGGCCCCCGGGGCGCUGCUCCUGGAGGCUCAGAAGGAGUAUGAGAAAGAGAGCCAGAAGGCGGAUGAGUACCUGCGGGAGAUCCAGGAGCUGGGCCAGCUGACCCAGGCCGUGCAGCAGUGCAUUGAGGCUGCAGGACAUGAGCACCAGCCAGACAUGCAGAAGAGUCUGCUCAGGGCCGCCUCCUUCGGAAAGUGUUUCCUGGACAGAUUUCCACCCGACAGCUUCGUGCACAUGUGUCAGGACCUGCGUGUGCUCAAUGCUGUUCGGGACUAUCACAUCGGGAUCCCACUCACCUAUAGCCAAUACAAGCAGCUCACCAUCCAGGUGCUGCUGGACAGGCUUGUGUUGCGGAGACUUUACCCCCUGGCCAUCCAGAUAUGCGAGUACUUGCGCCUUCCUGAAGUACAGGGCGUCAGCAGGAUCCUGGCCCACUGGGCCUGCUACAAGGUGCAACAGAAGGAUGUCUCAGAUGAGGAUGUGGCUCGAGCCAUUAACCAGAAGCUGGGGGACACGCCUGGUGUCUCUUACUCCGACAUUGCUGCACGAGCCUAUGGUUGUGGCCGCACGGAGCUGGCCAUCAAGCUGCUGGAGUAUGAGCCACGCUCAGGGGAGCAGGUACCCCUUCUUCUAAAGAUGAAGAGGAGCAAACUGGCACUAAGCAAGGCCAUCGAGAGCGGGGACACUGACCUGGUGUUCACGGUGUUGCUGCACCUGAAGAACGAGCUGAACCGAGGAGAUUUUUUCAUGACCCUUCGGAAUCAGCCCAUGGCCCUGAGUUUGUACCGACAGUUCUGUAAGCAUCAGGAGCUAGAGACGCUGAAGGACCUUUACAAUCAGGAUGACAAUCACCAGGAAUUGGGCAGCUUCCACAUCCGAGCCAGUUAUGCUGCAGAAGAGCGUAUUGAGGGGCGAGUAGCAGCUCUGCAGACAGCCGCCGAUGCCUUCUACAAGGCCAAGAAUGAGUUUGCAGCCAAGGCUACAGAGGAUCAAAUGCGGCUCCUACGGCUGCAGCGGCGCCUAGAAGACGAGCUGGGGGGCCAGUUCCUAGACCUGUCUCUACAUGACACAGUUACCACCCUCAUUCUUGGCAGUCACAACAAGCGUGCAGAGCAGCUGGCACGUGACUUCCGCAUCCCUGACAAGAGGCUCUGGUGGCUGAAGCUGACUGCCCUGGCAGAUUUGGAAGACUGGGAAGAGCUAGAGAAGUUUUCCAAGAGCAAGAAAUCACCCAUUGGCUACCUGGUGAGGCAGGGUCCUCCCUCCAGCUCACUUCCAGUGAAGCCUUUUGUGGAGAUCUGCAUGAAACAACACAACAAAUAUGAAGCCAAGAAGUAUGCUUCCCGCGUGGGUCCCGAGCAGAAGGUCAAGGCUUUGCUUCUUGUUGGCGAUGUGGCUCAGGCUGCAGAUGUGGCCAUCGAACACCGGAAUGAGGCUGAGCUGAGCCUCGUAUUGUCCCACUGCACGGGAGCCACAGAUGGGGCCACAGCUGACAAGAUUCAACGGGCCAGGGCACAAGCCCAGAAGAAGUGAGGAGUCCACCCUGUACAUCUCGAGCAAGGGGUUCCUCCCCUAGCACCUGGGCUUGGCAGAAGGGCCAUAGUUCAUCCAGCUCCUCCCCUAGGGCAAUGCUGAGGAGGAGGGGCGUGGUAGCAGGGCUGUCUGGUUUUAAAUAAAGUUGGAACGCUUUA